Messenger RNA from Phyllopteryx taeniolatus (common seadragon), 1819 nucleotides. RefSeq names its product angiotensinogen (gene agt). Lineage: Eukaryota; Metazoa; Chordata; Actinopteri; Syngnathiformes; Syngnathidae. The record is from RefSeq and is a predicted model, not a curated record. Bases 182 to 1567 code for a protein of 461 amino acids. Gene Ontology annotation, biological process: regulation of systemic arterial blood pressure by renin-angiotensin. The transcript is spliced from 7 exons. Gene Ontology annotation, molecular function: serine-type endopeptidase inhibitor activity.
GGGAGGGCCUCUGUCAGAGCCGUUAUUGAUCACUAUCAGGCGGCACAACCAGCCUGAGUCAGUCAGGGCCGGUGUUAAUCAAUAACCAGCACGGUGGUCCGCUUUAAAGUCAGGGGAGCAGAGCAGCUGCGGAUUCAUUCGGCAGCAAGCCCGCACACGGAUUCCGAAAUUGACAAACAAAAUGCAAAGCCUACGCCCAGCUUUCGUGGUCCUGCUGCUGUGGUGCUGCCACCCAGGAGGCCGAGCCAACCGCGUUUACAUCCACCCCUUCCACCUCUUCGCCGCCGACAACGUCAGCUGCGAGACCCUUCAGACCCAGACGGCAAAGCCCUUGCAGACCCUUCCUUUGGCGCCCCUCGACAUGGCGGUCCUGACGCCGGAGCCCCGAGAUCCGUCGCAGCAGGACACUCAGAAGCAGAACGUCACGCAGAGGACGGCGGUGCUGGCUGAGCUGCUGAACUCGUUGGGUUUGAGGGUGUACCAGGCGCUCAGCGCCAAGCAGCGAGGCGCCAACACGCUCCUGUCGCCCGUCAACAUCUACGGAUCCCUGGUCACCUUCUACCUGGGGACCUCCAAGAAGACGGCCAGCUCCUUCCAGCUUCUGCUGGGCCUGAGCAGCGGCACCGAUCGAGACGACUGCGUGUCCCUGGUGGACGGACACAAGGUCCUGAAGACUCUGCACAGCAUCAACUCCCCGGUGGGCGACGGACACAAAGAAGACGAGAUGACCACCCAAGUGUGGCUUUUCAGCCACCCGCACGUCCGCCUGUCCGCCGACGUCGUAGAAGGCACCCGAGACUUCUCGGACUCGUCCUUCAUCCGUGGCGUGGACUUCUCCCAGCCCGAGCUGGUGAACACUUUUGUAGAGAAGACGUCCGACGGGAAAGUGAAGGACGCCUUCAAAGAUGUGGAUGUGAACUCCAACCUUCUGUUUGUUACUUUCUUCAACUUCCAAGGCAACUGGAAGACGACCUUCCAACCAGAGAAGACCUCCUUACAGGAGUUUUAUGUGGACGAAACAACCACCGUGAUGGCUCCGCUGAUGACCCACACGGGCCUGUACCACUACUUCAAUGAUAAGGUGAGGAGGUGCACGGUGGUGAAACUGUCACUAAGUAAACGCUCCUACAUGCUGGUGGUGGUGGCCCACAAGGGCGCCAAGCUACACGACAUCGAAGCCAAACUACGCACUGACGUCAUGUCCUCGUGGUGCCACAGCCUCCAGGAGGGGCUGCUGGAGCUGUCGCUGCCAAAGUUUUCCAUGUCUUCUGUGAACGACCUGCGUGAGCUUUUGAGCAACGUGGACGCAGAAGUGGAGGCCAAACUGUUGGGCUCGCAGGCCGAAUUCAGCCGACUGGGCAACACCGACCAGUUCACCAUCGAUAAGGCGAUCACCAAGGUGUCGUUCGAGAUGUCCGAGGAAGGCGCGACGUCCCGGGACAAAGCGGAGGAGGCGACGGGCACUCCCCUCAAGAUUUCCGUCAACCGACCCUUCUUGUUCUCCGUGGUGGAGGGAGAGUCCAACGCCAUCCUCAUGUUGGGAAAAAUCACCAACCCGACGCUGUGAAAAUAACCAGACUAGACUUAAAAUGAAGGAAAUCAUCAGUUUUAUCAUCAUUGCCAUGUUGUCAGUAUUUAUGAAAACACGUUACUGUUUUUCCACUUUUAAGUUCCACUUUAAUUUUGUUUUUCUUUUAACAAUUCCUCUACAGUAUUUUUCAAUAGAGUUGUUACAGUUCAUCAGAUGAGCCUUGUAUAUUGUAACUAAAGAGUUUAUUUUUGUUCGAUGGCCGAAUAAAAUGUUUGUUCCUCAAUCAAA